This is a messenger RNA of Trichogramma pretiosum, 1407 nucleotides long. RefSeq names its product zinc finger and BTB domain-containing protein 17-like. Gene Ontology annotation, cellular component: nucleus. Gene Ontology annotation, biological process: regulation of transcription by RNA polymerase II. Bases 44 to 1168 code for a protein of 374 amino acids. The transcript has 3 exons. The record is from RefSeq and is a predicted model, not a curated record. NCBI's taxonomy places the organism in Eukaryota, Metazoa, Arthropoda, Insecta, Hymenoptera, Trichogrammatidae. Gene Ontology annotation, molecular function: RNA polymerase II transcription regulatory region sequence-specific DNA binding; DNA-binding transcription factor activity, RNA polymerase II-specific.
ACAGAAAAAUUAUUAGUAUCCAACUGAGUUCUAUGAGAAUAACAUGGAAUCUUUCGGUUUAUUUAACGGUCCCGUGAGAAUCAAAAAGGAGUCCUUGGACGAGUCAUUUGAAGAAAAUGAUGAGCACGGAAUAACGGAAAAGACAUCCACCAUCCAAAACUUUCGGACCUCUAGAUUUGUGCAAGAGAAUUGGACCUACGGGCUUCAAAAAUAUGACGAAACUCAUGAAAUGGAAUUGGAUGAUGUGAGAAUUGAAAUUGAAUGUCAGGACGAGAAGCCCAAGUUGAAUUCUUUGCUGAAAAUUGAAGAUGGUUCUCCAAAUUAUUUGCAAGUUAUGGACAGUGAUUGGGCAGAAGGAAAAGAUAUAAAAAAAGAAGGCGUGGUAGAAGUGAAAAAAGAAUUAAUUGAAGAUAACUUGGUAAAAAAUGACAAGUGCGAUUUAGGUCGGCAAAAGAAAUUAAGAAAAAGCAUUGAUACGAGGCCUAAAGGUGUUACUUUUCCUUGUCAUAAAUGUAAAAAGACAUUUAAACAUAAGCCAAGUCUUAAACGUCACAUCGAAUCAGUCCAUGAUGGUAUCACCCACAGAUGUGAUAUAUGCGGAAAGUCAUUUGCUAAUCAAGGCAAUCUCAAAAAACACAUCGAUUCAGUGCACAACAAAAUAACUCAUAAAUGUGAUGUAUGUGGAAAGACGUUCCCAUAUAAGUAUGAUCUCAAAAUACACAUCGAUUCAGUGCACAACAAAAUAACUCAUAAAUGUGAUAUUUGCGAAAAGAAUUUCUCAACAAAGCGUUAUCUUAAAAAUCACGUCAAUGUAAUUCAUCAUGGUACCACACAUGCCUGUGAUAUUUGCCAAAAGACGUUCUCACAAAAAAGCUAUCUCAAGAUCCACAUAAAUUCGAAGCAUCGUGGUAUUAGACAUUCUUGCGAUGUAUGCGCAAAAAAAUUCUCAACGAAGAAUAAACUUAAAGACCACGUCGAUAUAAUGCAUAAUGGUGUCAAGCAUACAUGUAAUAUAUGCGGAAAGAAAUUCACACGAAAGGAUAACCUCAAAGUCCACAUUGAAGGAUUUCACAAUGGUAUCAAUCAUUCGUGUAAUAUAUGUGGCAAGAAAUUUUUGCAUAAGGGUAAUCUGAAUAUGCACGUCAAAUCUUCGCAUCGCAGUAACUAAAAAGACUGAAAAAUCUUAAAAUGCAUAUGUAGAUACGAUGCAUAUAAUAAUGUUAAUUUCGCAUGAAUAUGCAUAGGGACACGAUGACAAAUUAGUAAUUUCAAACGUCACGUAUCGAUACAGUUUGAAGUGGUACCAGCCAUGAAUAAAGUAAUUAUAUUAAAUUGGAAAAUCAAGCCAAAAAUUAAUAUCGAAGCAGUGACUACAGGCAGCUUCAACUGCAAAGUAUCACGACAAGU